CAGAUUUGAUAUAAACGAAAUCUUCAGUCCCUACCCUAAUCACUAUGGAACUGGUUCAAAUCGGUUACUAGGGUAAAUUAAAUCAAUCGAAAUUUGUGUUCAAGGUCAUUUCUUUCAUAAAUAACCAUUAAACACUUGAUAGGGUAGUCGCUUCAAUAUCCUGUUUCAAUAAAAAUGAAUGAUAGUGAAAUUGAUAUCUUGAAAGCGGAAUUAGAACACGAGAAAGUAUGCAGAGAAACAGCAGCCUGGCAAAAUGGAGAGCUGGAAAAGCAGAUCGUCAACGUUCAAGAGGAGCUUCGCCAGGGCGACUACACCUGGGACCUUGAUAAUGACCUGCUAAAGGAGGGCAACAAGCACAAAACGCUUCUUGACGCCAUCGAGACACUGCGGGAACAACUACCCGCGCUUAAAAAUAAGAUUAAGAGUGCCAAAAUUUGUGGACCUGAUUGUAAGCUGAAACACGACGACCUAAACAUAAACUUGGACAUCUUGACUCCAGCCGAGUUGUUGCGUACUGUGAAGAGAUUUGAACGUUUAAAAACCGAUUUGAUCAGUACCCUUCGCAGUAAAGAGUGGCGAUUGGAUUCCGAAUCCAAGCUGUUCGUGAGGGUGAACGAUCAGCGGACUUACCUCCAGAAUGAGCUGAUGAUAUGCCAGAAUAACAUCAUGCGACUGCAGAGAAAUGGAUCCUAUUGGCAAAAUUCCCGGAAGAACGACGAGAGAGUUUUGGACCCAAAGCGGGGGCCAAUAAAGAAAGUGUUCGGGAAUGAGCGGCUACCGCCAAUUGCCACAUAACAGAUUUGAAGAUAUUAUUUUUAUUUCCUUGGCCAAAGAUUUGUGAGUAUCAAUCACGAAAUAUGUAUAACCAACCUGAAAAAUCAACUCGAAAAACACUUUAUAAAAAUGAACGUUAUUUCUUUUCGUCUUUUUCAAAUUAAGUCAAUUAUAGAUAUUUUGUAUUACCUCACUCCUCUCCAAUUGCUGAAAUUUCAAGAAAAAAUUUAAGGUGUAACUUUUAUUACCUUUCAAAAGUUAUCUAUAAUUAAAAUGUGAGUUUUUUUUAAGAUUGGUUUUUCACACUUGAUGAAUGUUGAAAGAUAGGUUUACUUACAAACUUGUGGUGUUCUUUCCUAAAUAUUUCUAUAUCACACAUGUAGGUAUCUACGUAGUUGAUGGAUAUUUAGAAAGCAGAUUUUUGCUCAAUUCCAAAUGUAGAAAGCUUUAUAGUUAUUCUUAGUUUGCUAUAUGGAAAGAUGUAGUCUCUGCCUACCCCUCCGGGAAAGAGGC
Amyelois transitella is the source of this 1287-nucleotide messenger RNA. RefSeq lists its product as uncharacterized. The record is from RefSeq and is a predicted model, not a curated record. NCBI's taxonomy places the organism in Eukaryota, Metazoa, Arthropoda, Insecta, Lepidoptera, Pyralidae. Bases 175 to 795 code for a protein of 206 amino acids. The transcript has 6 exons.